AUGCGAAAAAAUCGAGAGUUUCUGCUCGUUUUAUUCCUCGUUGUGUUUAUACUCUUCUAUUUUAUAACAUCGAGAACAUCCGACGAUCCAUACUACAGUAAUCGAAGGAACAAGUUCAGUGGCGGCGGAGGAGAGGAAUACGAUCGGCCAGCCCCACAUCAAUUAGCCGUUCAAAGUGACGAUGGUUACAAUAGGACGUCUCCAUUCAUAUUCAUAGGAGGAGUCCCUCGAUCUGGAACCACUCUGAUGCGUGCAAUGCUUGACGCUCAUCCAGAUGUCCGAUGUGGAGAGGAGACACGUGUCAUUCCACGUAUUCUGAAUCUGAGAUCACAAUGGAAAAAGUCGGAAAAGGAAUGGAAUCGAUUACAGCAAGCAGGAGUCACUGGCGAGGUUAUUAACAAUGCGAUCAGCUCGUUCAUCAUGGAGAUCAUUGUCGGCCACGGUGACCGGGCGCCUCGUCUCUGCAACAAGGAUCCAUUCACAAUGAAAUCAGCAAUCUAUCUCAAAGAACUCUUCCCAAAUGCCAAAUAUCUUCUGAUGAUUCGAGACGGAAGAGCCACUGUGAACAGUAUAAUCUCUCGAAAAGUCACCAUUACCGGAUUCGAUUUGAACGAUUUCCGACAGUGUAUGACGAAGUGGAAUGCGGCGAUUCAGAUAAUGGUAGAUCAAUGCGAAUCCGUCGCUCCCAAUUGUCUGAAAGUCUACUACGAACAAUUGGUUCUUCACCCGGAGACUCAAAUGCGUCGGAUCACUGAAUUUCUGGAUUUACCGUGGGAUGAGAAGGUGUUGCAUCACGAACAACUCAUCGGAAAGGACAUUUCACUAUCGAAUGUGGAAAGAAGUUCAGAUCAAGUCGUGAAACCGGUCAACUUGGAUGCAUUGAGUAAAUGGGUUGGAACGAUUCCAGAAGACGUUGUGAGAGAUAUGGAUUCAGUGGCGCCCAUGUUGAGGAGGUUAGGAUACGAUCCGAAUGCGAAUCCGCCGAAUUAUGGAAAACCCGACGAACUUGUCGCCAAAAAGACGGAAGACGUACACAAAAACGGAGCCGAGUGGUACAAAAAAGCGGUUCAAGUCGUCAACGACCCGGCUCGAGUCGAUAAACCAAUAGUGGAUAGUGAUGCGUACGGAAAGAGUUAA
Molecule: messenger RNA, 1137 nt
Organism: Caenorhabditis remanei
Lineage: Eukaryota; Metazoa; Nematoda; Chromadorea; Rhabditida; Rhabditidae
Exons: 6
Coding region: 1-1137 (378 amino acids)
Biological process (GO): peptidyl-tyrosine sulfation
Cellular component (GO): Golgi apparatus
Molecular function (GO): protein-tyrosine sulfotransferase activity
Source: RefSeq, a predicted model, not a curated record